Messenger RNA from Carassius auratus (goldfish), 5269 nucleotides. RefSeq names its product mitochondrial glutamate carrier 1-like. Gene Ontology annotation, biological process: malate-aspartate shuttle; L-glutamate transmembrane transport; aspartate transmembrane transport. Gene Ontology annotation, molecular function: L-glutamate transmembrane transporter activity; L-aspartate transmembrane transporter activity. Bases 484 to 1419 code for a protein of 311 amino acids. Lineage: Eukaryota; Metazoa; Chordata; Actinopteri; Cypriniformes; Cyprinidae. The record is from RefSeq and is a predicted model, not a curated record. The transcript is spliced from 11 exons.
AUAAGUGUGGUGUUUUCCUAAAUCCAAAGGACAUCAUCCCUUUUUGGUGUAGUAUCCUUCCGUGUGUUUAGAUCAAGGUCACCGUUGCGUCACGCCGAUGACGUAAGCACGUAUUUUUUAUCUAUUUAUUUUUUUUACCUCAGAAAGGAAACCUGAGGACGCAGUUACCGUCACGCGCCAGCAGGCGUCGACCCAAACACUCACUGCCUCCCGUCCUCUCCUCCUCCCUUCGUGUCGUGCUUUUACGCCCUCCUUUUCCUCCAAACACACGAACCGCAAGUAACACCGGCAGCUUUAACUAUUGUCACACUGUCACCGGAGGAGGAACGUCACAUGAAGCCAUAAUAAUCCGGAAUAACGGGACAAAACAGCGAGAUCUGCCAGGGGACGGUGAAUCGACAGAAAUCCCAAAUACAAAAACACUCUGCAAAGACGUGCACUCUUGACGCCUUAAACACUGAAGAAGUUCAGGGAGCCAGAUAAAUGGCUGACAAACAGAUCAGUUUGCCUGCCAAGCUAAUAAACGGCGGUGUGGCAGGACUGAUCGGCGUUACCUGCGUGUUUCCCAUCGAUCUGGCCAAAACCCGCCUUCAGAACCAGCAGAAUGGAUCUCGCCUCUAUACCAGCAUGUCAGACUGCCUUAUUAAGACCAUCCGCUCAGAAGGAUACUUCGGCAUGUACAGAGGUGCGGCGGUGAACCUGACUCUCGUCACUCCUGAAAAAGCCAUCAAGCUGGCGGCAAAUGAUUUCUUCAGAUUUCACCUCUCUAAGGACGGGCAGAAACUCACUCUACUGCGAGAGAUGCUGGCCGGCUGCGGGGCGGGAACAUGUCAGGUCAUCAUUACAACACCAAUGGAGAUGCUGAAGAUUCAGCUGCAAGAUGCCGGAAGAAUUGCGGCCCAGAGGAAGCUCAUGCCUCAGGCUGUGACCCCCGUGGAGGUGAAGUCCCAAACAGCUAUGCAACUCACCAGACAGUUACUGAAGGAAAAGGGCAUCGCUGGUCUUUACAAGGGCCUGGGAGCCACGCUGCUCAGGGAUGUCCCGUUUUCUAUCAUUUACUUCCCUCUGUUUGCUAAUCUGAAUGAUCUGGGGAAGAGAGGAGUCGAGGGUCCCGCUCCCUUCUACGUCUCCUUCUUAUCGGGCUGCAUUGCGGGCAGCACAGCGGCCGUCGCCGUCAACCCUGUAGAUGUGAUAAAGACCAGGCUACAGUCGCUGACACGAGGGAGUCAAGAGGACACUUACAGCGGGGUGACCGACUGCAUCAGGAAGAUUCUUCGCAACGAAGGUCCCGCCGCUUUCCUGAAGGGGGCGUACUGUCGAGCUCUCGUCAUCGCGCCGCUCUUCGGCAUCGCUCAGGUGGUUUACUUCCUCGGCGUGGGCGAACUCAUCUUGAGCUACCUGCCCAAACGAAACAACUAGCCACCCAUCCCAUCAUGCAUUGCACCAGUCGGUUCCCCGCCCCCGCACAUUAUCCCGAAAGAUCAAAGCGUAACGUGGGGCCAGUCUGACUGAUUUUAAUCGUUUGUUGUUGUGCCGUUUUUGUUCAAAGCGCCGUGUGUUUUGAUCUGAAUGUGGUGCUUUUAGUAAUGAGCGUAACGUGAGAUUAUGUUUGCCAAGCUGCCUGUUUUUUAGUUUUUUGUCUCACGCCGAGACUAAAUCGUGUUCUUUUACGAGCGUUUAAUCGUUGAGCCAUCGUCCGAUCACUGAUAUUUAAAGCGUAAAAUCAACACUUUGAAUGGUAGAGCUCUUGUUAAUUAUGUACUGAAAUAUCAAACAAACAUGAAGCUCUUUCUGGAACAAGAGGACAUGUCAUGUUGAUUAGUUUGACCUUUAUAUUAGCUGCUUCCGUCUUUCUGACGACCAAAUCUGAAUGACCUUGAGGAAAAGUGUGAGCUGAGAGAAGCAUAUCUCUGUGCCCUAUCAAGGCUUUAUUCGGCGUGUGUUUCAAAAUGACAAGACGCCUCUGGAGGUUAAUUCAAUUUAAUUUCUCAGAAAAGCUGAGAGAGACAUAUCUGUGAAUAUUAGACUUGAAAGCAUCUCUCAAAUUGACUGAAUCAAAAUGUAAAUGCCUCCAACCAGGCCAUUAAAACUUCUGGAAAGUUCCCAGACUUUAGGAGAUAAUCAUUAUAGAUUAUGAGAUUCAUUUUCCAUGGCCACAGGACAAAGAAAAUUAAUGCAAAUGAUUUUUCUUUUUGGCCGAUUCGACUCCAAUUGCUGCUGUUUCACUACUUAGCAUUAGCAUUAGAUAUGGUCUUAAACCUCAUUAAAACACGAUUGUAGAUGGUUUGAAGUUUAAUACAUUUUGGGGAUGGCAAGUUGUUUUUCUUCAGUUAGGACGGGACACAUCAUACAAAGUGUGCAGUCAUGCUGAAAAUACAAGCAGUUCUUACCAGCGUUGUUAUUAAUUACAACUAUUAUAAAACAUAUUGUUAUAAAGUGAAGCUGAAAUAAUAGAAAACGGAAAACUUUUACUAAAUGAAAAUGAGACAUGUUUGGAAUUAGUGGAAUUAAUAAAAAAAAAAAAAUAUAUAUAUAAACAAAAGUUUAUUCAAAAUAUGAAUAGAAACUCUAAAAUUAUAUACUUUAAAUAAAAUGAAAACAAGAAAUGUUGCUUUUGGCACUAAAUUAAAAUAGGUUCAAGUACUAAACGGAAUAAAAAUAAUUAAUGUAAGCUUUUUCGUAUAAUAUAUAUUAAAAAAAAGCAAACAACAAAAUAUAUAUAUGAACUAACUUUAAAAUAAAAUGAAAAUUAAUUUUAUAAAAGUUAAAACUAAUUCAAAAUAUCAAUAAAAACAAUUAGUAUAUAAAUAAGACUAAAAUACCACUGGUUCUCGAUUGCUUGCGCACAAACUCAAAUCAAUUGGGUCUGGGCGAGCAUCAUGUGACCUAAUUAAUAUUCAUGAGAAAAAGAAUGCGUUUGAUAUUGUGUCCAUUUACAGAUUUCCCGCUACAAACAAAUUCACUACAAUAUUAUUAUGAACAUUUUCCAAAUGCAGUUUCCAGGUUCAUAUCUGUCGGUCGAGAUUACUAAUAUACUAAAAUCGAUAGAAAAACGCCAAAGUAAUAUGUGCAUAUCGAUUGUAACCUCGCAAAUCAUGAAUAUUAAUGUGCAUUGGUUGUUUUCCCACGAUGAACCGUCACCCUGCAGUGCAUCAUGGGAGAUUUUAUUAUUCAUUCCAGGUUUUCCGAGAAGCCGAAAAGCACAGACUUUGGAUGGAAGUCAUAUUUAUUGAUAAUCCUGAUGAUGUAAACACACUUCUAGUAUAUCUGGCUAUAUAUUUCUAUGUCUGAUUGUUGAUUACUGUGGACUGUACAUAUGCAGAUGAUGUGCUUUUGGUUUUGUAUGCGAUGGCUCAUUUGCACACCUCCCCGGUCCUUCUCUUUAUGUUUACGCUGUUUGAGCCGGACCUGUGAUGUAUCAGUGUUGGGAUCGUGAGCUUGUUGUUCAGGCUAGUGUGCACUACCAAAGGAACCGAACAAACCCUAACGCUUUCUGUUCUCGUUUACUCACAAAUCUCGAUGUGCAGCCUAUUGAGGGCCCUCAGAUAGACAAUGACUAUGUGUGCAAUGAAGAGCGUAUAAAGCCUGUUUCAUACCGCCAAACGAUUCCUGACCAAAUACCUCUGACUCCUUUCCCAGUUCAUGCUGUAGUACACUGGUUUGCUAAACUGGUCUGGUUAAUAUCUGAAUAUACACUAGUGUUCAAAAGACUGGGGUCACGGAGAUUUCUUUAAUACUUUUAUUCAGCAAGGAUGCAUUCAGUUCAUCUAGCAUGUAUCUCACCCCCAAAUUAAGUAAUUAUCUAUUAGCAACAUUGAUAAUAAUGUUAUAAUGUUGCAAAAAAAAGAAAAAUUAAUAAGAAAUAAUUUUGAAUCAAAGAUUCCUGAAUCAAAGAAGACUGAAAUAAACAAUCUUGAAAAAAAAAUUUAUUUCACGAAAAUAUUAAACACCACAAAUGUCAUCAACUUUAUAAUAAUGUAAAAAAAAAACAAUCAGAAUAUUAAAUAAAUGCACUUUUUUUUGUUACUUUCAAAUAAUUUUGAAUCAAAGAAUCUCGAUGAAAAAAAUCUAACAUGGAUUUCACAAAAAUAUUAAGCAGCACAACUGUUAUAAAUAUUGAUAAUAAUGUCGUAAUGGUGCAAGAAAAUUAUUUCAAAUAAUUACUGUUCUUUUGAUCUUUCAGUGAAUCUUGAAUCAAAAAAGAAUACCCAAUCAAAGAAUAUUGAAAAAAAUCUAUCUCGGAUUUUCCAAAAAUAUUAAGCAGCACAACUGUUAUAAACAUUGACAAUAACUUUAUUUCAAAUAAAUACCGGUAGUGUUCUUUAGAAUUUUCAAAGAAUCUUGAAUCAAAAAAUCAAAGAAUUCCGAAUCAAAGAAUCAUGAAUCAAAGAAUCCUGAAUCAAAGACUCCUGAAAAACAGGUAUCAGUUUCUACAAAAAUAUUAAGCAGCAAAACAGUUUCCAACAUUGAUAAAUUAAAGAAAUGUUUCUUGAGCCGUAAAUCUGCAAUUUAAAAUGAUUUCUGAAGGAUCAUGUGACUCUGAAGACAAUGCACAAGAGCCUAUAUUCAAAGAAUAUUACAAAAAUCUCACCGACCCCAAUCUUUUAAACAGCAGUAGACUGUAAAAUGUCACUAAUGAAUAUGACACUUCUGAUAAAUAAUCAUUAUCCAGAGGUUCAGAGGGUUUAUGGUGCUGUCUAACAAGUAAACAUCUCUAGUCUCGUGACGAUGAGCUUAUUCAGAAACUAUUCAGAUGCUCUUAUUUAUUGUUUUAAGGUCAUAGGUCAGACUUCAUAACCCUUCGGUUACCUCACAUAAAUGAAUGCAAAUGGAUUCAAAUGGAAGUAUGUCUCAAGCCUGACCUUAAUGACCUUGUUUUGCCUUGUAUUUGUUUUGCCAGCGUGUUUUUGAUUACAUUUUUUCCUAAACAUUCCUAAAGAUCUGUGAUUUCUUUCAAUAUUUUCUGCUGUUGUGUGAUGAUUUAGUCUUAUUCAGAUUGUUUUUGGUUUCUAAACUGUAUUUGUUUGAAUCGUGCCUCUGAUUCGCUCGGUGUUUUUUCAGCUGUGAACUCGUUGUGUUUGUGAACGUUGGUGUAUUGUGUGUGUGUGUGUGUGUGUGUGUGUGAGGGGUCAAUAGUGCACACAGGUGUAAAUGAGAGGGCUGUGCGUCUCUUCUCUGUGGUUUAUGCAACACUAAAGUGUGUGUUUCACUCUUUCCCUCUUCUUCCUUUCGCUGUUCUUGAAGGAAUUAGACAGCAGGUGGCAAAAAA